GCACUGAACAGCUUCGGCCAAAAGACCAUGAGAGGGCCGGAGCCAGGUCCCGAACCAACGAUGGAGGGGGACGUGCUGGACACACUGGAGGCUCUGGGGUAUAAGGGACCACUGUUAGAAGAGCAGGCCCUUACCAAGGCAGCAGAGGGUGGACUGUCUUCACCAGAAUUUUCAGAGCUCUGUGUUUGGUUAGGCUCUCAAAUAAAAUCAUUAUGCAACUUGGAAGAAAGUAUCACUUCAGCUGGGGGAGAUGAUCUAGAGAGCUUCCAACUUGAGAUAAGUGGUUUUUUAAAAGAAAUGGCAUGUCCAUAUUCUGUACUUAUAUCAGGAGAUAUUAAAGACCGUUUAAAAAAGAAGGAGGACUGUUUGAAACUUCUAUUAUUUUUAAGUACAGAACUUCAAGCCUCACAGAUAUUACAGAACAAGAAAUGUAAACAUUCUCAAUUAGAUAAAAAUAGUGAAAUUCAUCAGGAAAUUCAAGCUAUGUGUGAUACCCUUGGUAUACCCAAGACAACAACUUCUGACAUUCCACUUAUGCUAAACCAAGUGGAAUCAAAGGUGAAAGAUAUUCUCUCAAAAGUCCAGAAUAAUCAUGUGGGAAAACCAUUGCUGAAAAUUGAUUUAAAUCCAGAACAGGCGGAACAGCUAGAAAGAAUCAAUGAAGCUCUUUCCUGUGAAUAUGAGUGCCGCCGGAGAAUGUUAAUGAAACGACUAGACGUGACAGUACAGUCCUUUGGAUGGUCUGAUAGAGCAAAGGUAAAAACAGAUGACAUAGCAAGGAUUUAUCAGCCUAAGCGUUACGCUUUGUCACCCAAGACGACAGUUACAAUGGCGCAUCUGCUUGCUGCUCGCGAAGAUCUGUCCAAGAUCAUUAGGACAAGUAGUGGUGCUAGCCGGGAGAAGACAGCGUGUGCCAUUAACAAGGUGCUGAUGGGAAGGGUGCCUGACAGGGGAGGACGGCCAAAUGAAAUUGAACCACCACCUCCUGAAAUGCCCCCUUGGCAAAAGAGACAAGAAGGCGGCGGAAGGGGUGGCUGGGGGGGUGGGGGUGGUGGAGGUGGUAGAGGAGGAGGUGGGGGUGGAAGAGGUGGCUGGGGUGGGGGUGGAGGUGGAGGAGGAGGUGGAUGGGGUGGAGGAGGGGGUGGUAGAGGAGGUUUCCAAGGCAGGGGAGAUUAUGGUGGGAGGGGAGAUUAUGGUGGAAGAGGAGGCUAUGGUGGAAGAGGGGGUUAUGGUGGGAGAGGUUAUGGAGAUCCAUAUGGAGGAGGUGGUGGUGGUGGAUAUAGAAGAUACUAAAACUAAAAAAUGAGAUAGCAGUGCUUACUUCUUGAUAGAUAUAUUAGACAUAGUGUUUUAAAUAACAUACUUGAAUAUCGUCUUUGAAGUAAACACCAUGUUAGACUCCCUGAUGAUACCAUUCUUGAAUUGGGUUAAUAUGUAAGAAUAUUGUUUUAUACUACCAGUUGAUCUCUUAGAUGAAGUGGUGAUUUUUCCAUA
Messenger RNA from Otolemur garnettii (small-eared galago), 1494 nucleotides. RefSeq names its product family with sequence similarity 98 member B (gene TSLIG3B). The transcript is spliced from 8 exons. Gene Ontology annotation, cellular component: tRNA-splicing ligase complex. Bases 28 to 1293 code for a protein of 421 amino acids. The record is from RefSeq and is a predicted model, not a curated record. Lineage: Eukaryota; Metazoa; Chordata; Mammalia; Primates; Galagidae.